AUUUAUGGGGUAUAUGGAGUGCAAAUAUUUAAAUGUUUAGCUAUUUUCUGUACCACAUUUUGUAAUCUCGUGUUUUUUUUAUUAAUUUUCUAAAGUUACGCUGUAAGUUAUACUUUCUUACAUAAACUUAACCUGCGUGUUUACAUUUAUUUACGAUGUAAACUAAAUUGUUGAUAUUUGUUAACGAGUUAUGUGAUGAAAAAUAAAAAUGAGCUGGUUUGAUACCUCUGGGAUUGCCAGUUUGGCAAAAUCGGCCUUAAAAGAGGCCCAGAAAACCAUCGAUAAAGCUUUAGAUAUUCAAGAUGAAAAUGGUUCCGGUGAAAAACGUACAACAAAUACUCCAGUCACUCCAACCUCUGCAGUGGUUGAUCCAGAAAAUUUUUUUGCUACCUGGGGCUUAAAUGAACCAUCACCUCAAGCUAGUAUCACAUAUCAACAACCCAUCACGAAGAGUCCAACAAAGUCCCAGAAAAGUGCAAUGUCAACAAGUUUAUGGGGUUCAUUUACAGGAUCCUUUUUCGAACCGACCGGGAAAGAUUCAGUUAUAGGAGAGAGUAGCAAAGAUAUUGAGGCUGAAAGUUUAGCCGAUGAUUCGGUAAACGAAAUUUUUAAUGAAAGUAAAUUAGUUGUUGAAGAAAUUAUUGAUGAUCGAUUGGAUGUUGAUCCUGAUAAAAUGAAGUUAGAAGAAAAUACAUCGAAAAAUGAAAUAUUUACGGAAAUUGUUUCAAAUAUUGAAACGUUAUCAAACGAAGAAAAAUUACCCCCUGUUAUAAAACGUAAAGAAAAAUCGAAUAGUGCGUAUUGUAAUCGUUUAUCAAUCAUUUCUAGUGAAAGUGGUCGAAAUAGUUCUGAUUCGGUGGAAAUUCUUGGUUCUAGUGAUACUGGAUGUACUUCAACACCUGAUUCAGAAAUGAUUUCAUAUGGUCAUUCUUUAUCAACAUCAAGUUCUGGAUUACGUAAUUCUGAUUCAGUUGAAAUCAUUCCAGAUAGUUUAACAAGUCCUAGUUCAAUUGAAGUUCUUAGUGGUAACAACACAGUUAAUACAGAUGAUGAAUUUCUAUCACCGAGUUCAGAUUUACCUGAAAUUACCGAUACUAGUGAAAGUAUUUCAAAAGUAUCCCCAGAAAGUAUAGAAGUUAUUCCAGAAGAUGAUGAUGAGGAAACGAGUAAUGCCGAUGAUUCAAUUUCGUUUACAUCAUUUUCAGAAAGUACAAUGAAUACAGUUUUAGAACAAUUUCAAUCACGAUUUGAGCCUCAUACCGGUAAACUACGUGAAAUGAGUGAAUCUACUCCGAGUGAUUUAUCAUUGAGUCCAGAUAAAAGUAUGAGUUCUUUCGGGGAGCCUAUAACUCGACCACCUAGUAAAACUGGAAUGCAUUUAUCGUUGGCACAUACAACAAAAGAUACAAUUUCAAAAGAACCUUUAACAACGCUAAUCGAUACUCAACCUCAAGUUUCAAAUCAAAGUAUAACAGCUUUAGUUGAAUCUCCAAAUGUUAUAAAUCCUGUAGAUGAAGAAUCUGGACCAGACGAUGGGUCAUUGUCAGAUCGAACAAUUACAGCAAGUGAAGGAGACCCUACAACUUUUAUGGAAAGUAGUACAGAAACUGUUACAACGAAUGAAAGUUCAGUAUACGUAAAAAAUAUGUUAGCUGAUGCAAUGAUUGAAAAAGCUAAUGAAAAGAAGAGUAAAACACCUGAAAUAAUUCGGGAACAAUCUCCAAUGUCAUCAGAAAGUCGAAGUGAUUUAAUCAAAAUCGAAUCUGAACAUACAUCAGAUCAUACAUCCGGGGAUGAACUUGAAACAACAACUUCAUCUGAUAUCGAAAUCAUAUCUAGUCCAAAUGGUGACAGUAGUUCUACCCAAAGUGUGAGCCGACAAAGUCCUGCAAAAUUAUUUGGAUUUAAAGGUUUAGAAUUAGUUAGUAAAACUAUGAUGACCAAAAUAAAAGGACAUAAUCGUGAAUUAUCUGAAGCUAGUAGCCAUAGUGAUGAUAGUCACUUGGAAGUUGAAAAAUUAUUGAGACGUAUUUCAGAAAUGACCGAAAUUUUAGAAGCACGCGAAGCGAAAUUGGUUGAUAUGAAUAGACAGAAUAUGGAAUUAGCUGAAAAUAAUGCUGAAUUAAAAACUCAAUUGUAUGCUGUUCACUCAAAGCAAUUGGAAUCAGCCGAUGUUAAUCAGGUCACUGAAGAGUAUACCCAAAGAAUGUCAGCAUUAGAACGGAAGUUUCAACAAGCUAUUCGUGAACGCGAUAAUUUACGGAAACAAAUGGAUGCUCUGAAACAAGAUUCAACACGUGUGUCGAAAAGUGAUUUAGAAGUAUCACUUCAAGAAAAAGAUGAUAUUAUUAAAGAAUUAAGAGAAGAAGGUGAAAAAUUAUCGAAAACGCAACUUCAGCAGUCUAAUAUAAUUAAAAAAAUUCGUGCAACUGAAAAGGAAACUGCAAAUGAGAUUAAACGACUCAAAACACAAUUAGAAGAAAUUACAACUGAAAAUGAACGAUUAAAGAAAUCAUUAUCGGCAAAAGAAAAAGUCGAACGUUCACAAAUUGAAGCAAUCCAUCAAUUAACAUCAAAAAACAAUGUUUUAGAUCGUGAAAAUAGUUUGUUAAAAAGUCAAUUAGAUGAUACAACACAACGAUUAGAAACAAUAAAAACAUCAUUAGAUGCAGCUAAAAAAGAAUUGUCUGAUAAACAAAAUGCUAGUCAUGAAUUAAGUGUACGUGAAAAAGCACUAGCUGAAAUGGAAACAUCAAAACGUAUAACACAAUCACAGAAUGAGGAAAUAUUAAAUCAAUUAGAAGAUUUACGUGACAAAUUACGACAAACAGAACAAGAAUAUUCACGUAAAGAAGCAGCAUUACGUGAUGAGAAUAAUGAAUUGUUAAGAAGAUUAGAAAAUUCUGAGGCACGUAAUGAAGAGCUGGCUGAAUCCAUAUCUCAAGCAACGAAACCUUUAAUACGACAAUUGGAUUCUCUACAAUCAACGUAUAGUUUUAAACAGAAUUCGUGGGAAAAACAAGAACAGGAACUUUUGGAUAAACUAAAUGAAGCACAAACUUCACUUGUUACGUUAACAGAAAAUGAAAGACAAGCACGACAGGAUUGUUUAAAUUUACGAUCUAGGGUAUCUACAUUGGAAACGAAUUAUAAUACAGCUUUACGUCAGAAUGAUGAGCUUAUUUCACAAAUAGAGGAAUUAAAAACUCGUCGAGCAAUAGCAGAAAAUGAAUUACAAAAACAAAAAGAAAAGUAUGAAAACGAACUAUUAAAAGCUAAUGAAGAAAUACAAAGAUUAUCAAGUGAAAUAUUGGCUUUAAAUCAACAAUUAGAUAAUGAAAAACAAAUUUUAGAAACAGAAAAAAUGCGGAUUAUAGAAUUACAGGAUCAACUGCAGCAAAGGCACGAACCGUUUUCUGAACAACAUUCUUUAACACCACAAGCUCAACAAACUUUGGUUAGACGUGAUUCAUCGCCAACACUUUCUUUAGGUCGAAUUUCACUUUCUGAAUCUCUUGGUAGCAUUGUUUGGCCACAAGAUGAUAAUUUAGAAUGUGGAGCUUCAGCUUCCGGACGUUAUAGUACUGUCUAUGAUAGUAUACGUGGUAAUCCAACAGCUAUUUUAGAAAAUUUACAAUCAACGUUAAAAUUACGUGAUGGCGAAAUACAACAAUUACAAUGGGAAAUGUCUAGACGUGAUAAUGAACGUACAUUGUUGACAAAUGAACUAGCAUUAUUAACAUCGAAAUUAGAACAAUUAGAAACACAUUGUGCUAAUUAUGAUCAACUGAAUUUACAAUUUAUUGAUAUCAGUCAAAAAUAUGAUGCAAUGUGUCAAAUGUAUGGUGAAAAAGUUGAAGAAGUACAAGAAUUACGUUUAGAUUUACAAGAUGUCAAAGAAAUGUAUAAAACACAAAUUGAUGAAUUGUUAAAUAAAAAACAGAAGGAUGGUUAACAUUUUUAUGGUAUUUAUAAGCAUCGCUCUUAUAUCACAGUGAAACCUCAAGGUUAAGUGAGAUAUCAAGGGCCCUGCAAAUUUGUCUCACUUAUAGAGGUAAAAUAAAAGUAAAUAAUAUUCUACCUAGAGCAGGUAGAAUAUGAAUAUCUAUAACAUAGCUAAAUUUCAAAUCGAUAAAGCAAAGAGUAUAAU
Chrysoperla carnea is the source of this 4150-nucleotide messenger RNA. It is a transcript of the gene Tmf, whose product is annotated as TATA element modulatory factor. Gene Ontology annotation, cellular component: Golgi apparatus; endoplasmic reticulum. The record is from RefSeq and is a predicted model, not a curated record. Lineage: Eukaryota; Metazoa; Arthropoda; Insecta; Neuroptera; Chrysopidae. The coding region runs from base 209 to 3955 and encodes 1248 amino acids. The transcript has 6 exons.